AUGAAAUUAUUUAUACAUUCUGGAAAUGCAGUAGAAAUUUAUGAAUCUAAGUUAGGAGAAACAAUAGAUUAAUUAUAAAAAGCUUUGGGAAGUGAAGUACUAUUCAAUAAUAGGUAUUACAUAAAAAAUAAAAUAUAAGAACUAUUUUAAACACUUCUAUGUUGGUUAAUAGUUUUUUCAAUGAAAAUGAUGAUGUAAUUGUAUAAAAAGUAAAACCAAUCCCUGUUUAAUAGACAACUUAAGUUUCUGCAUAAAAACCAAUUCAUUAUAAUAAUAUAACAAAAUUUGCAUUUUGGGAUGUUGAUGAUAUGAAUGUUAGGUAUUUUUGAAUAAAUAUAAUAAAGAGUUGUAGUUGAAUUAAAAGAUAUAGCAAAACAUCCUUUAGAUAAAUUUUAGGCUAGAUUUUUUGAAAGAUCAUUUGAAAUAAAAAUUCAUGAUUAUUAAAAUAAAAAUUGGACAUUUGGUGUUGCUAGAACAUAAUGUAAAUUAGAUAGUGCAAAUAGUAAAUUUACUUUGAAAGGUGAUAAGAUAUUGAUUACAUUGAGAAAAGUGAAGAAAGAGGAUAAUUGGUUUUCAAUUCAUAAACAAAAAACUAUAGGUGGUGAUGAUUCAGAUUGA
Paramecium primaurelia is the source of this 618-nucleotide messenger RNA. The record is from the annotation of a GenBank genome assembly. NCBI's taxonomy places the organism in Eukaryota, Ciliophora, Oligohymenophorea, Peniculida, Parameciidae.